CACUGAUCAGUCGCCGCCGUCAGUCGAGUGGAGUGAAUCGCACCGUGCGGACCGACGUCGUCGUUCGCGUGCCACGUACACACACACACAUACACACACGCGUGCGCGCGCACCACUCACUGUCGUCCGCGAAAAUCCAACGCCCGUCGCCGCGAUAGUGAAUCAGUGAGACGCCACACGGGUCAGUGUUUUAGGUUUUUUUUCGUCGCGUUUGUUUCGUUAAAAAAUUUUUACGCACGCGAACGUGUCGUGGACCGUCGUCCAACUCGGUGUCGAUCGUUUUACCGUCGGAAAAUUUUUUUAAAAUUUGAAAAUAAUAAUUUCCGCGCGCGCUCGAAUUCGCCCGCCGCCGUUAUCUCGUCCGCGCGCGCCUCCGUGUGCUUGUGUGCGAAAUAAUCUCGGUCGCGUCGUGCUCCUGGUUUUUCUUUUUAACCGCGACCAAGGUAUAAUAUUAAUCGCUCAUCUUCCCGCCUACCGUCCGUUUCGAAAGUGUCGGUACCGGUGAAAUCCGGUCGAGUUCCCAUUUUCGGCAUUUUCGAAUAAAAUUCACCUUCUUCCAGCAGAUGCCUGUCGACUCGACUUCACUUUUGCCGGAUUGACCUUCAUAAAUUUACAACAAGUGGAUUUUUGAAAAAUUCUUCUACAUCAAUAACGUGGUUAUGUGAAGUGGUUUCAUAGAGCCUAUAGGAGUUUUCUCUGCACGGAUACUGCAUAACCUUACAUCAAAGUUGAUCCCAGAACAGAUAAAUAAUACUAGUGGAUCAUCGAAAAUGACCACGGACAUGGACGCGCGAACAUUUCAGAGCGCAAUUUACAAUAGCCACGAGGUCCAUUACUAUUGCGUUCAGCUGAAGUAGUAAUAUUAUGGACUCGGGAUUUAGCAACAUGUUGGAAAACACUAGGAAAUACUUCCAAGGGAUCCCCGCGGACGCGGCCUCCACCGCAGCAGCAGCUGCAGCAGCAGCGGCCGCCCAACUGCAUUUUCCGCCGCCGAUGCCCCCGUCGCAUCAUCUGCACCACAACGGCGGUGGAGGUGGCCGGUCGUCGAUGAACUCGUCGUCAUCGUCGUCGUCAUCAUCGUCGGAACCGUCAUCGGCGGCGGCCACAGAUCGGUUCCCGGGCUAUCACCACCCACACUUACGAUACAACUUUCAGCCGUACUCAUCACCGGGCCACUACCCGCGCACCGCCGUCGAUCCUAAGCCCACGGCUUACCAGCACCACCACUUUCAGCCGCCGUCGCCACUGCAAUACCAUCACCAACAACAACAACAACAACAGCAGCAGCAGCAUCACCAUCAGCUGCCGCCUUCUACGUCGUCGUCAUCGUCGUCACCGCCGUCGCCGUAUAAGUCGCCGUACUCGCUGCAGCCACUGCAGCCACCACCGCUGACUGUUAAACAACAACAACAACCGCCUCCGUCUCAGUUCAAACCGAUGUCGGCCGCUCGAUCGUCGACGCCCGUCUCCGCCGCAGGCAAACAGUACUCGCCGCCGAAACCGCCGCAGUCGCCAUACGCGGUGGUGCCCAAGCCAACAUCCGGUGCGCCGCAUUCGCCGUACACCGCGCCUAAAGAACAGCAGCCGUCGGUGCCCGAGACGCCGCCCCCUUCGCCACAGUCAUCGCACUACUACAAUAGGACGACGCACAGUGGCCUGCAACAGCAGGCCAUCGACAGGGAUUACUUGCGGUUCAAGCCCAUACAGACUCCACCGCCGCCACCCAAGUUUCAACCGUUGGAGAGGCCAAAGUCAGAAGUGCCCGUGACCAGCGGGACGGGACUGCAGUCCUCGCAUUUAGCCAUCAGGUAUGACCCGAAACUCGAGCAGCCCCGUAGCGGUGUCAGAGCGGUGCCAAUAGCUCAGGCCAAGCAACCGUCAUCAUCAUCUUCGUCGGCCACAGUGGCGGCCCAGCAUGACGUUAACCGAGUGAUCGUGCAGAAACCCGAACCGUUACGAUAUAAUCAUCAGCAGCAACAACAACAGCAGCAGCAGCAGCACCAACAACAUCAGCUUAACAACAACCAUCCUCAUAGAUCGUCGACGUUGUCGGACGACCAUCAUCAUCACCAUCAGAAACGACCGGCCUCCGUACAGCCGUCGUACUUGGAGUCCAGACCGUUCCAGAUCAAGCCGUAUGAUGGGGGCAACAACAACAGUAACGGCAGCAAUAGCAAUGGCAGCAGCGGCAGCGGCCAGUCGUCAUCCGCGUCGUCGUAUCACAGGCCGUUCACUGUGGCACCGCAACCACUGCCGCCGUCAUCGCAGGCCUCCUCCGCCAUUAUCGUGUCUGGCAUGGACCACCACCGUUGGGCCGCAUUCGACGGCCGAGCGCCACCCUCGUUCCUGCAGCAACAUUCGUCGUCCUCCUCGGCGGCUGCAGUCAUCAACGGUUACCACCAUCACCAACGUCCGCCGCCGCCAUCGUCAUCGUCGCUUCCGGCAACCGUAGUGUCUCAGCACCAUCAACAUCAUUCGUUGUCCAGACAACAGCAACAGUCGCAACAUUAUCCGCUCAACUUGCACAAGCUCACGCAGCCGGCUCGACCGGCCACUGCCGCCGGUCAAUUGCAACAGCCGGUGAAAUCGGGCCAAGAAAACAAAACGGCCAAGUUGCGGUUCGAGACUACGAAACGCGAGUCUCCGUUGGACCUGUCUGUGAAGACUGUGUGUCGGUCGGCCGACUCGACCGACGACCGGUUGAAUCCAUUCGGGCACGACAUACCCAAAGUGAACUUCAAACCGGACUUCCACAGGUCUUUACCGGGUACGGCCACGGUGGCACCUCCGCAAACCGCAGUUGUCGUCGUCGGCGGCCAGCAGCACCAACAGCCCAACAACGCUGCCACCGCCGCCUACACCCAUCACCAUCAAUUCGCUCCUCAGAUAUCGUUUUCCCUUCCUCCGCCAACGCCGCUACCACCGCCACCGCCGACCGUGGUCGUAGUGCAGUCUUCGCCGCAGCAACCGUUACCGUCGGUGGCAGCCGCCCCGACGACUCCACUGCCGCCGAUAGUGCGCUCACACCACCCCCACAACAACAACCAUCAAGUUCCGCCGCUGUCGUCGGCCGAUGAAGCUUGGCGGGCAGCCAUCGACAGGCAGAUCGAACAGAAGUUCAACUCUUACACUUCGUCCAAGAAACAUCAUCCCCAUCCGCUGCACCAGUAUCAACAGCUCCCGCAGCACCAGCACCUGCACCAUCCGAUUCCGCCAACCGCGAUGCAGCAGCAGCAGCAGCCUCCACCACCACCGCCGCCGCCGCAACAAGGUCCCGCGCAGGCCGACAAGCGCGUGUUAGAGAUACUCAAGCAGAACAUCGAGGCACGUGACCAGAGCAGCCGGCCGCAGAUCGCCGAGGCGCCGUCUACGCCGGCUAUGGUGUUUUCGACGCCCAUCCGGAAGGAACCUUCGACCACGCCUCUCAAGAAAACUGACUAUUACAUGGCCGAGCGCACGGCCGUCACGCCGUUCCCCAAAAAGAUUGACUACUACAUGGACAGGGGGUACUGCAACGCUCCGAGGAUCCGGACCAAAGCCGAGAGGAAACAGAUAUCUGCUGAAGAAUCGUCUAGUGGCACGAGGAUGAGCAGCCCAAUGGCUGCUGCAACUGCCAUAUCACCUCACCCAUUUUUGCCAUCCAAUAACAGCGCACCUCAAGCAAAACAAGAUCCUACUCCGCUCACACAAACUGAAGCAGUUAUAGAUCUCAAGCUCGAUAUCAAACGAGAACCGUCGCCCAUCAAAGAAGCAGAUCUGAGUCUGUUAACUAAGGAAGAAGAACCCGAGAAAGAUGAGGACGACGAGGACUUCUGGACAAACACGUGCAAUUCAUUUGUGGUGCAGUUGGCCGAAACCCAAGAAAAGAAAAAAGUCAAAACGCCAGUCAAAAGGAAAUCGGCAAAAGAAUUGCAACCACAACCCCCCAAGAGAAAGUACACAAAACGAAUAAAAAUAGAACCAAUUACUGAAACCGAUAAAGACAAUAAAUCAUCAGAUGUUCGAAACACGUCAAAAUCCGCUGAAGAAGUGAAAUUGGAAAAUUCUCCUCUCUCAGGAAAUGUUAUUUGUGAAGAAACUUCACAGAAAGACGCAGAAACUUUGGAUAUGGACAAAGAAAAUAAAACAAAGCUAGAUGACCUAGAAAAGGCUGUGGACGACACCAAAAACAAAGAAGACAACGAAGAAAAAUCAGCUAAAGGAAAACCCAGAAAAAAACGACUCUUUAAGCCAUUGAUCGCUAAAGUCAAGAAAAUAAAAAAAGAACAUAAAAAGGAGCUAAAAUUGAAAGAACUGAAAAAAGAAACGAAAAAGGAAGAAAAGAAAGAACUGAAAAAGGCAGAAAAGAAAGACAAGGAAACAGUUAAGAAAGAACAACUUCCAAAAUUGGAAAAGAAAGAGCUGGCAGCGGUAGCAAAAGAAGAGAAGAAAGGACUGAAAAAAGAAGAAAAACGCGAUCUCAAGAAGGAUCAACAACAACCAGACCCCGGCAACAAAAAAGAUUUCAACAAGAAGGAGAGUAAAAAAACCGAAGCUGCUCGGAAAAAAGUUGUGGUGGAAAAGGAAAACCUGACAAAAAACACUGAAAACACGUCGAGGAGAUCUGCCGCCGCCACCGCCGCUAUCGAAGUAGCCGGCAAGAUUAAUCCCAGGCAGUCUCUGAGGCGAAAGAAUUCGCUGAAAGACUACUCGUUCGCUUUUGACGAGUUAUUGGACGACGCGUUUGCACAUUUUGAAACCGUUAAGAUACCAGUGAAAAGAAGGCGGAAGUGCGCGUCUCCAUCGCCGAGCCCUGCUCCGACAGUGGUUGCUGCCGCAGUCGGUGCCACACAAGUGAUCGCUGUUGUCAAGAAGGCCAAAGAGAAGGACAACGAAACGAUCCGGAUGCGGUUGCGGUCUCGGAACAGACCACUGCAGGCAAAGCAGGAACCACUACAGACAUCCUCCAAGAAGAAGGCCAACGCAAAAAACAAAAUCAUUCCAAAGAGGCGGCGAAAAAAGUCGCUCGGUGAGAAAUCAACACUUGCCGCCACCGUCGUUUCGACCACGGAUAACUGGAAGGACGAACUUUACAAAUUCAAGAGGUCGUUGCGCCUUCCGUCCAAACUCAUAUCGGUAGUGUCACCGCCGACCGCCGGAGCCGUGGCCGCCGAUCAGGUGUCGUUGACCUCCAUCAUGAACAUUCCAGCGCAUUCAAAGCCGGUCAAGGAGUCCAAAGCGGCCAAGUUGGCGGCGUGCCAGUCGUUACAAGCGGUCGGACUUGGUGCAUUAACUGGCAAGAACAAGCCAAAACGGUUGGGUGGCCAUAUGUUCGGGCGCCGGGACGUUAUGUUCAAGGGACGGCGUCUGAUGAAGCGUGAGAAGAUCGUGUCCGCAGAGAAAUUGAUGCAGCGGAACUUGCGGAAGAGACGUCAGCGUGAGGACGAGGUGAUGAAAAAGGGGUGUACCGGCGAAGAGGUCGCCGCAUCUCACCUAGACGACGAAGACGAGGAGGAGGAGGAGGAAGAAGAGGUGCAAGCCGGUGUUGAAGAAGGCGAUGGUGGUGCUGGAGGUAGUGGUGUAAAACCACCGGUGCGCAUGCUGUUCAAACGGAAGUUGAUGCGCAAAAAGUUUCGGUCGGGUUUCGACUAUAUCAAGAAAAAAAAGAAGAAGGAACCAGUAUCGGACAAGAAACCCGCUACCUUGGUGACUCCUACCGCCGCCGCCUCCACCUCCGUUCCACCAAGCGCGCCACGUUACGUGUCUGAAAUCCACGCUGAGAUCAAAGGGUGGAUAGUCAACAAGGGACACGGUGAGACAGUACUCCACCGAGCCGCCAGACUAGGUGUCAAU
This is a messenger RNA of Acyrthosiphon pisum (pea aphid), 5832 nucleotides long. Its product is annotated as protein piccolo. Gene Ontology annotation, biological process: negative regulation of transcription by RNA polymerase II. The record is from RefSeq and is a predicted model, not a curated record. Gene Ontology annotation, molecular function: transcription corepressor activity; protein binding. NCBI's taxonomy places the organism in Eukaryota, Metazoa, Arthropoda, Insecta, Hemiptera, Aphididae. Gene Ontology annotation, cellular component: nucleus.